CACAGCGGGCCGGGAGCUCCGGUUGCCCCGGCGGCGGCGCGGCUCUGGGAGCGGGCUGGGCGCUGACGGAGCUCGGCCCAAAGCCGAGCCGUGGGGCCGGGAGCGGCGGGGCGAGGGGCAACAGCGUUGUAUCUAAUAUCCAGCAGAAGUACAUCAAAAAGCAUGGAAGAGAAGAAGGUGAAAGAAGAAGAGCAAAGUGCAGAAGAAUCAGUUUUCCUGGAAGCCUUACUAGAAUUUCAAAUUGAGAAAAAAGAAGCAGCAAUUGAUAAGGUUUUGUUUGAUUUGAAACAAGUGGAAAAAAAGAACAAAGAAUACAAUGAAAGAAAUGACAAUCUGAAGGAGGAACAGGAGGCACACAUCAGGCGUAUACUAAGAAGAAUAGAAGAAAAGGAGCAAGAAAAAGAUGCAAAGGAGGUUGUAACUAGGGAUGAUGUGGAAGGAUCACUGAAAGACAAAUGGCAAUAUGCUAAGGACAAAGAGCAAAUUCUAAAAGACCUGCUCUUCCAAACAGAAGAAACUGACCAACGACUUUCAGUGAGGCAGAGUGAGAGGGAUUAUUGGUUGGAGUACAAAAAUGUAGGAAGUAGAACAGAUGCCAACAAGAUUAAGAAUCUGAAAAAAGACAUCAAGGAAGUCAAAGACGACUUUCAGAGGUCUUCAGAAUAUUACAAAAAUGCUUUGAAAGCAAUGAAAGAAGAGAAUGAUACUCUGGUUGAGAUGAACAUGAAGAAAAAUAAGGAACAGGCCCCAGAGAACGCUGUAAGAUACUUAGACAAAAACAGCUGCAGAGAAAUUGAAGAGAAUGAGUGGCUAAAGGAAGAGGUUAAACUGUAUCGAAAGAAAGUGAGAGAUUUGAAAGCCUCUGUUCAGCUCCUGGAAGAAGAAAAUAUCAGUAUAGUGAGAAAACUAAUGGAUAACAAAAUUCAGAACCUGAGAGUACCCAGGCAUUUGUUUCUUACUCAGACAGCUGGCUUGCAAGAUGAAUCUCUCCAGGAUGAAAGUAAAGCAGUAGAGCAUAGAAAAUACUCAGCAAAGACUGAUGGAGAGGAAAGCCUCAGGAGAGCUGCAGUCUCCUGUCAGAAAAAGAAGUCAUUUCCAAAGAUUCAGUGUGAAACAGAGAUUGAGAAAUCAUGGGAUCGUGAUGAAGAGCUGCAGGAAAUGUCAUUGACUCCAAUUCUUAAUAGCUUGUUUGAAGUUGAAAGAGAUUUCCAGGAAUACUUAAAAUUGGGUCCUCUGGUGUCAAACCCAAUGUGUGUGGUUGGAAGAGCAAUGCCUAUUCAUAAAGAGCCAGAAGAAACACCAAGUAAGAGCCCCGCUGAAGGCAACUAUAUUGGUGAAUCUGACAGGCACAUCACACCUCAGAUGAUCAAGGCCUUAUCUAAAGAAAAGGUUGGUUAAAAAAAAACAAGCUGGGUUAUUAAUACAGAAAUGUAACAUUCUUGGUUCAUUAAAGAUUUGCUCUGUCCUUCAAGGAAUGAGUGGACUUUGUGGAUACUAUUUUUGAAAGCCUGAAUCAUCUACAUAUUGAAGUUUAAUGAGAGGCAUGUGGAGAGCUGCUUUCCUUAGAUACGGAGGAGACUCUUGUGCAUGCCCUGGGCUUCUCAAUCCAAGCAGCUGCAGGCAUAGCUAAUAAAUGAUCUGAGUUACUAUUUAGCUUUCGUGGUCCCUACUUGCAGCCUGUCAAAUAUGGGAUGCCACCUUGAGCAGACAUUGAAUGCAGACUGCCAUCAAGUAUGGAUCUGUAACAAAAUACUUUGCUAAAUGAGAAUCCAGGUUAGCCAAGCACAAUUUGAAUAUUGUUAGAAUUCAAAUGUUUGAAUCAUUUUAUCUGUCUGCGUCAAAAAUUCUAAGUAAGCAUCUUGCAAUUAUUGACAAUUAAUUUAAACAUUUUGAAAAACAGCAUAAAAUCUUUUUUUUUUUUAAUUAGCCAAGUAUAUUGUGCAAGCCUUCAUCUUUGUUGCGUGCCUUGUGUUUGUUAAGUGUAUCUUGACACACUGAUUCAAUGAAUUUUUCCCCAUUCUGUGUGUCCUAGACAUGAUGCACUGACUUCCCCCAGGGCAAAUAGCACUGCAGUGUCUCACUUCAUCCCAUGCUUCAGUGCAACCAUUUUUCAUCCUUUCCUUUACACCAGCAGGUGUCUCCUUGAGCCGAAGGUGCUUGGAACUGACUACCAGCUCCUCAGAAACCUGGCUCUCAAAGCAGCAUAGAAACACAGGAGCCUUCAUCUCAGACUGAAUCUCCCUUGGAUUGCAGAGUGAACACUUAGAUUUUGGAUGUGUCUCUGCUGUAACUGAGUUACUGCAAAGACUGAGGUGACCCCUAAUAUUCAUGUGGCCAGAGAGUGUGGAUCCAUGCUCGCAAGGUGCUCACGUUUCCAGCCCAACAGAAGGCUCCCCUUGGCUGCAUGGCUUUCUUUGAUUGAAGUGCAAGCUGUAGGAGACAGCUUACUUGAAAGACAGAUUAGUUCUGCUCAGUGGUUAGUCUGGCUUUUCGUUUAGUCACAGAAUUAGAAUAUGGCUUAUGUUUAACAGCUUUGCUGUUAAAGAAAGGCCUUGCCUUCUUCCCACUGCUCCCCAAAGGGCAUUUACAGUAAUGUAAGGCUCACCUCUGUGCUUCUGUCCAUAAUCCACUGCACUCUGUAAGACAAUAUCAAGUUGUACCUCAGAAAAAAUAACCUUGCAUCUUGAAAUCACUGCUUAGGAUUUAACCAUAAAUGCCUGAGUGGGUGAGAGGGAGUUAAAAAGAACUCUGAAACAUGUUAAUUGGGGCAUAAGCCACAAGCAGCCUGCACAAGCCAGAUGCAAGCGUCUUCAGUGGAGUGUCUCACAUUCCCUUGAUUUCUAUAGGCUUUGCAUUUAAAGCCUGUGAGGCUUUUACAUGGGGAACAGCUAGGCUUUUAGCAGAAGAGCAUUUACAGACCAUCUUGAGUGAGAUCAUACAGCAGGUGCAGGACUGCCAGGGGAUGAGGCCCAGCCAGCAUGGGUUCAUUAAAGGCAGGUCCUACCUGACCACCCUGAUCUCCUUCUGGGAUCAGUUGACUCAACUGGUAGAUGAGGAAAACGCGUCCACAUGGUCUACCCAGACUUCAGCAAAGCCUUUGACUCUGUCUCCCACAGUAUUCUGCUGGAGAAGGUGGCAACUCCAGGGCUUGGGCUGGUUAUGCUCUUCGCUGGGUAAAGAACCAGCUGAAGGGCUGGGCUCUGGUAGUGAAUGGAGUUAACAGCCAGCUGGUGAUCCCCAGGUGUCAGUACUGAGGCCUGUCCUCUUCAGUAACUUUACUGAUGACCUUGAUGAGGGAAUCGAGUGCACCCUUGUUAAGUUUGCAAAUGACACCAAGCUGGGAGGAAAUGUUGCUCUGCCUGGGUGUAAGAAUGCCUUACAGAGGGAUCUGGGCAGGCUGGACAGCUGGGCUGAGGCCAAUGGGAUGAAGUUCAACAAGACCAAGUCUACAUUUUGACCACAACAAUCCCAGGCAAUGCUACAGGCUUGGGGCAGAGUGGCUAGAAAGCUGUGCUGAGAAAUGAACCUGGGAACAUUGGUCAACACUUGGUGAACCAUGGGCCAACAGAGAUCAGUAUUCUUGGGCAGCGUGGUCACCUUUAAAUUCCCAUCAGGCAAAAAGAGUUUUUGUUUUACAGUGGUUCUGCUGCCCAAAACAAGCACAGGACACUCACUGGGCUACAAGAUGCAGAAAAGCAUCCACGUGCCCCAUAAGGGUAACAAAAGCAAAGCCUCUGUUAAGCUGGACUUGGUUUUAACUGGCACACAACUAAGAACACAUUGGAGUUUUAACAGGAAAAAGCUUCCAAGUGUUCACUGGAAAUUCAAAGUUAAGUCAAAGAAACACAGGCAUGGCCCAAGCUGCACAUGAGCAUGUGGUAAAUUAGCUAGAGCUAAGAAGCACCAAUCAACUACCUGCCUAAAAAAGCAAAACAGAGUGGUGGUAUAUGUUGCUCAUCUGUAUUCAUGCUGGGAUGAACCCUAUCUGAGCAACUUCUCUAUAGGGGAAAGCAACUAGAUUACACUGCUCUGUAGUCUGGCUAUGUAAGCAAGAGCUCUCCCCUGAUUUGUUGGGAGGUUUGCAGCCUUUGAUGCAGCAAGGUUAUGUAACAGUGAUCUCUGCAGGUGCAGACCUGCACAUAUUGAGAAAUGAGGACAGAGGACUUGCUCUGCAGCACUCUUCUCAUUUGUUUGCUUUCUGGGAGAAAGGGUUUUACACACACUGCUCCUGUGGGCUAAAAGGAGCUUGCCAGAAUAAGGCCAAGGCAGAAGCUAAUGGACUGAAAAGUUACACUAUAAUGACAGGCAAGAGAAACUAAUGGCAUUAGCAUCAUAAGCCUCUGAUGGUUUAGUGCUGAGGGUCCUCAGAAAAAGACUUUCCUUUGGGCUUUGAAUCCACAGAAUGAGUAAGGAUGUUUCUUUGUAACUCGUGUAACUCCUGCUCUGCAGCCUCAGGCACUGCGUGCUGUUCUGGGACAGUGCAUGGUGCAGGAUACCAGCAAGUGUUCCUAUAGCUGACCCACAGAACAGCUCCCCUGAGCUCUGGGAAGCUGGGAUUUGGCAGGGUGCUCACCUUUUCUUCACUACUAAUGACCACAGGUUAGCAAGCAGCUACAAUGUAUCCAAAUCAUGCUUUUUGGCAAAAACAAUACUUGAACAGUUGCUGUAGCUGGCAUGGGGAAAGUUCAGCACACACUGAAUGAAGCAGAGAUCUACACCAUGAAGAUAAACCCGAGAACUCCGUUCUCUUUAUACACUGCAACCACAGAACUACAAAUAUACGCUUGCAUUCAACACAUUUUCAAUGGCAUUAUCAGCUUCCACAACAACUUUUAAGGAAGUUGUCUGGCUGUUCCAAGGCUUCCUAAUCUUUGCUUCAGGAAAUUUCAUUAACAGAGAAGCAAGAAAAGUAAGAAAUGUGUUAUCUAAGUCAUAGACUGAUUUGCUACCUUAAGUCACCUCCCAUGGGUGAAAUGAAUGAAGCAUUUCCUCAGGCAGGGAAGGUGGCAGUGACAGUACAGCUCCAGAGCAGCCUGUACAGGGCUCUCCCCUCACUCCUGCUCAAGUCAGGAAAUCACAUUUUCCCUUCUAACUCCAGUUUUUACACAAGACAACAUCAGAUGUUUCAUCAGGAAUUCACAGCAUUUCCUUGCAGGGCAAGUUCAGUAGAAGAUGUCAGGGCUGUUUCUGUUCUCCCCCCUGCAGCAUGCAAAAGCUACAAAGGUCAACUCAGAAGAGUGCCAACAGACGUAGGAGAAAGCUCUUAUUUACAUAUGAUCUUAUUAACAUUGAUUCUUCUUCUGCAGUCAGCACAUUUCCCCACUACCCAUCACAUUAUCUUGCCAGCCUCCCAUCCUAUCAGCAUUUACCAUCUCUCAGUGCUUUUGCACCUCAUUCUCAUUUUUUCUCUCUCAUUUCUGAAUCUUUAUCUCAAUCAUGUCGUGGCCUUCAAACUGCAAUUCAUUUACAUCUCUCUAACAUUUCUACCAGCUCUCAAGACAUGUACUUUUCACCCGACAGGAGAUGCAGGGUUUCACCAGGUGCUCCUUGCUGAGGCACUGUUUGGCAGCUAGAGGCCCAAAAGCUGCUUGGAUGGAGCACCUGAUGUCACAGACAGUCACAUACAAGCCAGCUGUAGGCAUUUCCUGAGGUACUGUCAGCAUUAAUUUAUUGCAUGUGACCAAAAGGGGUGAGAAUGCCAAACACUGCAGCAGGCUGUUCAGAGGUGGUGGAUGCCCCAUGCCUGUCAAUGUUCAAGAGGCAUGGGGACAAUGCCUGCAGUAACUCUGAGUGCUGGUUAGCCCUGAAGUAGGCAGGCAUUUGGACUGAAGUCACAUUUGUUCCCUCAUCACUGAAAAUGCACAGUAAUUCAGAAGCAUGUCUGAGCUAUACUUUGAAAGCAAACAUUCAUCUGGGCCAAGUUAAAUGGGAAAAUAAUCACAGAUUUGUCAAUCCAGUUUAGUGUUUUUCCUGAAGAGUAAACUGUAAGCAAUGUUAGUAGCAAAGCCUCCAUCAGGAAGGUGCAACCUGGACAGCAUCUGUGCUCACUAACAGCAACUAUGAGUCAACAGGAAAGGCUAGCAGGACAUCAUCCCCACAGCAGAGCCCAAAACCAGCAUCAUUUCCAACCUCAGGUCCACAGCCCCACACAGGGUCUCCAGAGGGAUCAGAGAUCCAAGAACUAUGAAAGCA
Phasianus colchicus (ring-necked pheasant) is the source of this 6192-nucleotide messenger RNA. It is a transcript of the gene CCDC83, whose product is annotated as coiled-coil domain containing 83. The record is from RefSeq and is a predicted model, not a curated record. Lineage: Eukaryota; Metazoa; Chordata; Aves; Galliformes; Phasianidae.